Tarenaya hassleriana is the source of this 658-nucleotide messenger RNA. RefSeq lists its product as uncharacterized. The record is from RefSeq and is a predicted model, not a curated record. The transcript is spliced from 3 exons. Bases 60 to 446 code for a protein of 128 amino acids. NCBI's taxonomy places the organism in Eukaryota, Viridiplantae, Streptophyta, Magnoliopsida, Brassicales, Cleomaceae.
ACACGAUACUAAUUAAUCAUUACAGAAGACGACGAUAACACAAUACGACAAAAAAAAUAAUGGCAAGCUUAUCCGCCGUGGCAGCUUCGCUUCGUUUCAAGGCAGUCAACAUGGCAAGCCCUAGGGCUCUUGUCCCCGUCACGACAAAACAGUUCCACCUGAAUUCGAGGAAUUAUGCCACCAUCAAUGACACCAAGAGGGCCGCUGAUUCUGCUCAUCAAAAGGUGGCGAAGAAGGCGGACGAAGGAGCAAAGACGAUAUCGGAAGCGGCGGAGAAUUUGAAGGAAAAGGCGAAGAACACGGCGGAGGAAGCUUGGGAUAAGGUGAAGGACACGACGGAGAAGAUCAAAGAUACGGUGGUCGGAAAAUCCGAAGACGCCAAAGAGUCCAUCAAAGCCACCGCCAAGACCGUCGAGCGAAGCAUGAACACCAAGAACAAGAACUGAAAUUAACCAAAUAAUAUAAUAAUUGAUUAAGGACAUCGAUAUUCUAUAAAAUUAGAGCUUAUGAUAUCUACAAUUAUUAAUAAUAUGGUCAUGAUGUGAAGGGUCUUUUGGUUAUGUUGUAUUGGGAAAUUUUGACAUUUUCCUAGGGAAGAAUAAUUUUGAUGAUUAUAUAUAUAUAUAUUAUGUUGGUUCAAAUAAGUUUAUUUGAUUUC